This is a messenger RNA of Amoebophrya sp. A25, 3754 nucleotides long. Lineage: Eukaryota; Dinophyceae; Syndiniales; Amoebophryaceae. The record is from the annotation of a GenBank genome assembly.
CGCAAGAGCAAGAGAGGUUCUCUUUCUUCUUCUACGGCGAUCGCGAUAGGGACAAGUCAGCAACAACAUCUACAACAAGUGUAUCUUCCCCCAUCUCGUCGCUGGUUAAGCACCUCUUCUACUUCUUCGUCAACUUGUUCAACAUCCUCUUCCAAUGCUCGUCCUUCGCUUGCAGCUUCUGCGGUGGAGAAAUUGCAGGCAGAUGGCGUUGUGGUGUUUGAAGAUAUUGAAGGCGGUGGUCGUCGUGGGCAUACUACUUGUUCUCAAAAUGUCGCUAGUACUUUCAAUGUUGAUUCUAUCGAAGCCAACUACGUUUCGCGUGCGCGCUUGAUCGUGGACACUGCGUUCACUGAGGCCACAACGCGUGCCAAAGAAUUACGCAAUGGUGAGCCGCUUCAAGUGGGGCAAAAACAUGGCUUCCGGGAGAUGGUGCAUAGGGCGCGUGGCCGAUACGAUAUGCUACACGGCAUAUGGGGACAUCCGACGUUGGUGGAGAAAAGCACACUCUAUCAGGAGGUUUUACUUACGGCCGCUAGUGACUCAUCUUCACUAUCUGGUUCUGGUGCUGUGGGAUAUUUAAUAUGUGCAAUUGAUUCCUCUCGAAGAUUUAUGAAAGAGGAAACAAUGAGAAAUAGAAGCAACUCACUCAAGGACCUUACUAGAGUAGCUACUGAGUGUCUAGCGUUAAUUACCUGCCUUGUGCGAAGGGAAUUUUGGGUUCGGACUGUAGACUCGAAUUCAAUGGCGCUCUAGUAACAGAGCCAGGCGCAGCAGAACAGCUAUGGCAUGCUGAUGGACAACAUUUGUUCUGCGAUGAAGAGUUCUGUGGUUCAACUACAGGUUCUGUCUUACCAGCUCACUGUGUGAAUUUUUUCGUCCCUUUGGUAGACAUCACGGACCCACGCGCAGGGGGAACGGAGUUCUGUAUCGGGUCCCACGUGGCAACGCGGAAAUUGGGGACAGAUGUAGUGUGGCAGCGCGCCGACUGGAAGGACUCGUUGGAUUUAUGGAUGGCAGGUUAUUACCUACGAUUCCGUUCCACUUCCAGGACAGGAUCAUCAUAAUGAUAGAUGAAAAACUCUGGUCUUCCUCGGUUCAUCAACAUCAUUGACGUAGAGGUACAUGCUAGGGGCGGUAGGUCGGAUUUCGAAUAUUACUUGGGCUGUAUUCUGUGAUCUAGGGUUAGGAGGUACUGUCUAAGCUACAAUUACCCGAGUCGUUCCACUAUGAUGUAUUGAGUGAGGGUUUAGGGUUAGGGAAGAAAGAGAAAAAGUUAUAAGAUCGGAAUGUCCAUAUUCUAAGGCUUCCUACCGGCUGGUCCCAAGAGAUUCGUCGAGUUCAGGUGCAAGCUGGCCAGGUCCUGUGUUUCGACUAUAGGGUAUUGCAUCGAGCCUUAGAGCACAACGUGGAUUUUAGACGGCCAGUCUUAUACUGGACUUUUGUGCGACCUUGGUUCACUGAUGCCUUAAAUUUUGGAGGAUUGCCUAGUUUGGGGUUCAACAAGGGAGGACCUUUUGGAAGUGAAGAUGCUUCUAUGAUAAGUGAUGGCACGACAGGCAAGCAUAAAGAGCUACGAGGAGACAUAACAGACUCUUCUUGUUGGAUAACCAGGCUGCGGGAAGAGCAGUAUCCGAAAACGUUGGGUGCUUGUGAUCAUAGACUACAAAAUGGAAUCGGCACAGUCUCGACUCUUUCCGAGCAGGCAAGUGAUGUCCAACGCCAGGAGAUAUUCGCUGACGGCGCCGCUGGCUCUCAGACGCCCAAAAUAGUCGCAGACGCAAUGCGUAAUUACAUGCUAGAGAACGGAAGUACAAAUCUAGGAGGUGCCUACCGAACCUCAGAAGCUGCAUUGGCGCAGGUAACUAGAGCAAGGGCAGCGGCCGCUGCCUUUCUAGGGUGUGCGGACGGAUCUAAAGUGGCCUUCGGUGCGAACUGUACGAACCUGAUGUUCCACUUAGCACACACUCUGGACGAAAGAUUAGUGGCAGAAGCAGCAAAUCUAGCAGAUGGAGAGGUAAGUGGGAAGGCACAUUAUAGAGGUUUUGUAUCUAUCUCUAUGAAACGACUGCAACAGGAGUAAUCAUGACGAUGUUGCUGGUGCAAGAUGUUAAGUCGUCCUGGCGAACAUUUAGAAGGUAGAACUAGACCUAGACCUUCAUUUUUCUGUCUUAAAGUCUAGUACUUCUUCUACUCUACUUUUAAGACAUCAUAGGUAAGACCUUAUACUCCUCAGGCCCUUCCACGUAAGAACAUCGUUCUUUCCCGUGCCUGUCAUGACGCGAAUGUGGCGCCAUGGCUUCUGCUAGCAAAGAAGAGGAGUUUAGAAGUGCGCUGGGUUGAGACUAUGAAAGAGUCUACAACAUCAGAAGCCUCCGAUAUACUGAAUUGGGAAGCAGGUGCGUCGAAAAUUGACGAAAACACCAUUCUAGUGGCCCUUGGUCUCGCGUCAAACGCGACGGGUCGCGUUCACUGGCCUGGGAUUGAAAAACACAUAGUCCCGAAAGUGGUGCAACUGCGGUACGAGGAGAAAGAUGCAAAAGCAAAAGCAGCAACAACAUCUUUUGGCACAGCAUCAUCAAGCAUGGAAAACACUCGGCGGCCUAUGUUAGUUUUGGAUGGUACGCACUAUGUCCCUCAUUUCAGAUUCGACUUGCAGGCCUCUGGAGCAGAUGCCAUCCUCUGUUCUGCCUACAAAUUCUGCGGCCCUCACUUGGGCUUAGUGGGGUUCAACACGUUUUCGGACUUCAUAUCCCCAGAGAUAAUAAGUGGAUUUAUCCCUAAAGUGGGUAGGAGAUUCAACAUCUUGGAUCAUGUAAAGGAAGAAGAAAUUAUAAAGGCCCGAGUACAUGAUGAUUUGGAACAACUAGGACACCCACAACAAACUUAUAUUAUAAAGGGAAGUACUCAGGACGUCCUACCCGCAUCCACGACGCCAACGCCUGAAGGAUACGAGAUCAGUGCCUGGGAAAUGGGGACGUUGAACUACGAAGCUUUAGCCGGAUUGGAGGCAUGUGUGAUGAAGUAUUAUGCUGAGUUUUUGGGCGGAGGUGAGGGGGAUUCCACAGAAGGAGCAGGAGCAGGAGAUUCGAAGUGCAAGAACACUGGUAGAGAAACUGACCUUUUCGAUGACCAGAUGCGUCCGCAGCAUAUCAAAGCUCGCCUAGAGGCAGCCUUCGCAAGAAUCCAGGAGCAAGAGAAGAAGAUCAGCGCAGCCUUUUUGGAAAAGAUAAAGCCUUAUUUACCUGAUGAAAGUGAAGAAGGUGUUGGUGGAAAGACUCAAAAUAAGAGGCUUCUGCGUUUACAUGGUUCGACGACAGCCGCAAACAGGACACCGACGUUUGCACUAUCUGCGUCUACCUCUUCAAAAUCGAAAGGUCCGACAUCGAAGGACGAAAACAAUGUUACUGUUAGCCAAGGAGAGGUUGAUGAUCAUGAUCAAGGGUCACGAGAUGAAGGCUCCCUGUGCGACUAUUUGAAUCGCAGAGGUGUUUUUUGCACAGUGGGCAACCAUUACGCACCGCAGCUUGCCGAACGGGUGCAAGAAGAAGGGAUGUUGACCAGAAUAAGCUUUUUGCACUACUCCAGCGUCCAAGACGUAGAGCGGGUCGCUGAGAUAGUGGGGGAGUAUGUGCAUCCAGUGUCCAAGACGUAAAGCGGGUCGCUGAGAUAGUGGGGGAGUAUGUGCAUCAGGUUGGCAAUUUUGGGUGAUUUGAAUUUUAGAACAAGUUCUACCAAAUCGAUUUCAUCAUUCUUA